Cladocopium goreaui is the source of this 810-nucleotide messenger RNA. The record is from the annotation of a GenBank genome assembly. Lineage: Eukaryota; Dinophyceae; Suessiales; Symbiodiniaceae.
AUGUCCACAAUCUGUUGUUCUUUCUUUGAAGCGAGGUUUUGCGCUACCUGCUGUGCUGCACCGGACAAGAGUGAGCUGGACAUCGGGAAACCUUUGGUGGAGGCCAAAGGCGUUUUGGACAGGGACCAAGUGAAGCUUGCAGACUCUGCCGUUUUCGAUGUGAAGCUGACCUUUGAGGGGCGGUCCCACGGCCUCAACAUCGACACGGCCAAUGACGAGCAAGCGGUGGUCAAGGACGUCAGUGGUGCAGCACUCACUUGGAACCGAAAUGCUUCGCCAUCUCAACAGAUCAAGGCGGCUGACCUGAUUCUCAAGGUGAAUGGCGAGCCCGUCACAGGUGAGACUGUGCACAAUAAGCUAGCUGAUGCUGCCCCGGAAGUUACUGUUACGCUUCAGCAUGCGGUUGAGCGUAGUUUGACUUUGCAAAAGCCUGGACAGCUUGGGAUCACCGUGAAGUUCGCGAAGUCGUCGCACGGGAUCUGGAUCGCGACAUUGGCACCAGGACUUGUUCAGGAUUGGAACGAUAAGCAUCCCGAACAGAGCGUCGCGGUCAAUGUAACUUGGCUAAAGGUUCCGGAACACUUCGACUUGUCCCAAAUCUGGAACCCUGAAAGAUUGAUGCAGCCACUGCACAUAUUCUGUCUUGGUUUGGAUUCUUGGAAGACAUUUCAAUUCAGUUUGAGUAAUGUAAUAGUCAUAGUCUUUUCAGAUUUGUCUCAAGGGGUGGGACAUCGCGGUUUUGCCAUGUUGUCCCAGGACCGCAUCAUUUCUGUCCCUUGGUGUCAGAAUUUGGAGCGCGAUGUCUUUUAG